Molecule: messenger RNA, 864 nt
Organism: Arachis ipaensis
Lineage: Eukaryota; Viridiplantae; Streptophyta; Magnoliopsida; Fabales; Fabaceae
Source: RefSeq, a predicted model, not a curated record
AUGGUGGGGAUGAAGAAAGUUAGUGUGCACAUGAGGAAAGGUGCCAAGACGGGAGAGAGAAAGAAAGGUAAAGGAAGAUAUGAUGAAGUUGAUAACGAUGAAGAUCAUGUGUUGCCACAGCGUGCGUUUGCCCCGUUUCGUGCUCCAAUGACAACUUUCUCAUGUUUGAUGCAACACUUGGAACACAAAAAGGCUUCUUUUAGAGAGGAAGGAUUAGCGGCUUUUAUUAAAAUCUUUAACGAAGGAAAUCAAGACAGUAUUUUAGAAAAAUGCUUCGUUACUUACCUGUACCAAGUUUUGAAUUGCCUUAAAAAAGGUUUGACUAAAGAGAAACAAUUGGCUUCUCAAGCUCUUGGGUUAAUGGCAAUAACAGCUUUUGAAACUGAUAAUGCAGAAGAAAUAUACGUAUACACAAUUUCUUUAGUUACUGAACUAGUGCAAACUCCUAACAAGGCACUUAAAAACCAAGCCUAUGCUGCUAAUCUAUCAAAAUUGAUUUAUGCUUGGUUGUUCUUACUUACAAAAGUAGAUAGCUGGGAAAUUAUAUAUGGUCAUUGGCAAGGGGCAAUUUGUCAAUUCUUAUCUUUACUCAAAGAAGAUGCAACUUGCGUUGUUGCCGGUGAAGCAUUAGCUUUGAUAUUUGACUGCGAUAAAAUUGAUAAGUUUUUUGUUAAAACUGAAGAAUUAUUAUUAGAGUCUUACGAUGGAUUAAGAAAAUAUAUUAAAGACAUCAUUUUGAAGCAACUAGAGAGCACUUCAUUGGAAGCUAAAACUGCACUUCCUCUUAAACAAAUGUUCAACAAUGCUGCUAGAGCCUAUUGGGACGUCUUAAUGUAUAUUGUUGUUUGUUUUUCAUUUCUCUAA